Molecule: messenger RNA, 3653 nt
Organism: Anneissia japonica
Lineage: Eukaryota; Metazoa; Echinodermata; Crinoidea; Comatulida; Comatulidae
Product: sperm-associated antigen 6-like
Exons: 20
Coding region: 141-3071 (976 amino acids)
Biological process (GO): proteolysis; cilium movement
Cellular component (GO): microtubule cytoskeleton
Molecular function (GO): serine-type carboxypeptidase activity; microtubule binding
Source: RefSeq, a predicted model, not a curated record
CCUGCAUGAUAAACUUCAUGGGGACGUGAACGCGAGUAGGCCUAGGGUAAUCGUUGUGUAACUUCUAGAGUAAUUAUUACCCUCAACAGGUUUGAAAAGAGUUUUGUACGUAUAGCGUAAGAUUUAUAUUGUUCCUCAAGAUGAGUUCUAGACAAAUUUUACAAGUGUUUGAGCAGUAUCAGAAAUCAAGAACAACGUUUGUUCAGACUGUGGCUGAGCUUGCAUCACGACCACAAAAUAUAGAAACAUUACAAAAUGCAGGUGUUAUGUCAUUACUGCGUCCACUACUGUUGGAUGUUGUACCCACCAUCCAACAAACAGCAGCACUUGCAUUAGGAAGGCUAGCCAACUACAACGAUGAUCUAGCUGAAGCCGUAGUGAAAGGAGACAUCCUACCUCAGCUUGUCUACUCAUUGGCAGAACAAAACAGAUUUUAUAAGAAAGCUGCAGCAUUUGUGCUGAGAGCCGUUGCAAAGCACUCACCUCAGCUAGGGCAGGCAGUAGUGGACUGUGGUGCCUUAGAUGCCCUGGUUAUAUGCCUGGAGGAGUUUGAUCCUGGUGUCAAGGAAGCAGCCUCUUGGGCAUUGGGCUACAUUGCCAGGCACAAUGCAGAACUUGCACAAUCUGUUGUGGAUGCUGGUGCUGUACCUCUCCUUGUACUUUGUAUCCAGGAACCAGAGCUGUCUCUGAAGCGUAUUGCAGCAUCAGCUCUCAGUGACAUAUGCAAGCACUCACCUGAACUUGCUCAGACAGUGGUGGAUGCAGGUGCCAUUGCACAUCUUGCGCAGAUGAUACUCAACCCUGAUGCCAAGCUCAAGCGCCAAGUCUUCUCAGCUCUUAGCCAGAUCUCUAAACAUUCGGUCGAUCUAGCAGAGAUGGUUGUUGAAGCCGAGAUCUUUCCAGCUGUCCUCACUUGUCUUAAGGACCAGGAUGAAUAUGUGCGCAAGAAUGUUGCAACGUUGAUCCGUGAGAUUGCCAAACACACACCUGAGCUUUCGCAGUUGAUCGUAAAUGCAGGUGGCGUUGCUGCAGUUGUGGACUAUAUUGGUGAUUGUAAAGGAAAUGUUCGUUUACCGGGAGUUAUGAUGUUGGGCUAUGUCGCAGCACAUUCUGAAAAUCUUGCAAUGGCUGUAAUAGUUUCAAAGGGUGUAACCCAGCUUGCAAUUACUCUAGCUGAAGAGCCUGAAGACCAUAUUCAAGCGGCAGCUGCCUGGGCCUUGGGCCAGAUUGGUAGGCACACUCCAGAACAUGCUAAAGCUGUUGCAGUUGCUAAUGUUCUUCCUAGGCUGCUCCAGUGCUACCUCCGCCACGAUGCUUCAGAAGACCUUCAAACCAAGGCUAAGAAAGCCCUGAAGAACAUCCUCCAAAAAUGCGUUCAUCUUCCUGCUCUUGAACCACUUCUCCACGAUGCCCCACCAAACAUCCUCAAACAUGUGGUGGGGCAAUUUAGCAAGGUUCUUCCACAUGACACCAAAGCACGACGUCUAUUUGUCACCAGCGGGGGUCUGAAGAAGGUCCAGGAGAUCAAGGCAGAACCAGGAAGCGCCCUCGCAGAAUAUAUUAACACCAUCAAUAAUUGCUACCCAGAGGAGAUUGUCAGAUACUACUCACCAGGCUAUUCAGACCAGCUUCUAGAUCGAGUCGAACAUUACCAACCUGCACAGUUGAUUUUCAUGAUGGUAUUAAUGAAUAACGUGAUUAGCACAUAUGGUUGGCGGCUACUCUACCAGAAUCAUCCCAAAGUCAGUUUGAAGCCUAGACCACAUUUAGAUCCAGGCAAGCCUUUAAUUUUGACACCAUAUAUUGAGUCUGGUAAUGUUGAUGAAGGGAGAAAAUUAAGUUUGGUUAGUCAACUCAACACAACAACUAAAAGCUAUGCAGGGUAUUUCACUGUUGAUAAACAAUUUGGAAGCAACAUGUUUUUCUGGUUCUUUCCUGCUAUGGUAAAUUCAGAGACUGCUCCUAUAUUGCUAUGGUUACAAGGUGGACCGGGAGGCUCAUCUAUGUUUGGGUUAUUUUCUGAAAAUGGACCGUUCUACCUCUCGAAAGACUUAAAAUUGCAUCCAAGAGAAUGGAGUUGGACAAAGAAGUUUUCAAUGAUCUAUAUAGACAAUCCUGUUGGAACGGGAUUUAGCUUCACUAAUGGUGGAUUUGCUCAGAAUGAAACAGCAGUUGGAUGGAAACUAUACAGUGCCCUCACACAGUUUUUCCAACUAUUCCCUAUGUACCAGAAGAAUGAAUUUUACUUAACUGGUGAGUCCUAUGCUGGCAAGUACAUCCCUGCUGUUGGAUUUCGCAUUCAUCAAGAAAACCCAACAGCUUCUACCAAAAUCAACUUUAAAGGCGUUGCUAUCGGUGAUGGUCUGUGUGACCCAGAAUCGAUGUUUCCUGCUUAUGGUGAUUUUCUCUAUCAAAUUGGGGUAAUGGAUUUCAAUGAAAAAAGUUAUGUAGAUACACAGGUUAACAUUGUGGUACAACUCAUUCAGCAGAAACAGUUUCUGAAAGCUAAUGAGGUGCUGUCAAAGCUGAUUGAAGGGGAUUCUACUGGCCAACCAUCUUUUUUCCAGAAUGUUACGGGUCUUCAGAGCUACUAUAAUUACGUUGAGGACGGUCCCCCAGGUUUUGGUGACUAUGCAGCAUACUUGAAUCAGGUUGAUGUCCGGAAAGCCAUUCAUGUCGGCAAUGUUCCUUUUAGCGACGGCAAUGAAGCAGCAGACAAUCUAGCCGCAGACAUCACUCAGUCUAUCAAACCUUGGAUGGAAAUAUUAGCUGACAACUAUAAGGUUUUGUUUUACAAUGGGCAAUUUGAUGUCAUCGUCGCUACUCCUCUUACAGAGCGCUUCAUUCUCAGAGCUUUGACAUGGAAAGGCUCAAAAGCUUUUCAAACAGUUAAAAAAAUAGUUUGGAAAGUUCAUAAGGAUGAUACAGACGUAGCUGGCUAUGUGCGACAAGUUGAUCAUUUCAUUCAGGUGGUGGUUAGAGGAGGUGGGCACAUCUUACCGGCUGACCAACCAGAACGAACUUUCAACAUGAUUGACAGAUUUGUAUCAGGGAUACCGUUUGACCAAUAAUUAUUAUAAAGCUCUGUCCAGACUAUUAAGUAUACUUGACAAAAACAUGUGACAUGCCUAAAUAUGGUCAUGAUGACAUCACAUCAUGACUAUAAUGACUAUAUAUAGGCACAUCAUGACUAUAUAUGGGCAUAAACAUUUUUUGUCUCAGAAUAUUUGAUAAUCUGGACAAAGUGAUUUUGUUUGAAAAUAAACCUAUAAAAAGCAGUCGGAUACACUUAGACCCACCACUGAAAUUUACAUGGACAACUCAAGGCUGAUGGAGGAUUUGAAAACAGGUUGUGAUAUUUUAUUUAAUUUUAAAAAAAGGGGGAAAAAAAGGAAACAGAAUAAUAUAUAUGGAUAGUAUCAGUUUAGAAUCUAUCAAUCUUGCUAUUCUAGAGGUUUCAAAUGGGUUGGAGCCCUGUCCCACAUUUUAGUUAGGGGAUGGAAGUGUUGUGAUUCAGUUUUUUUCAUUGCCCAAAUAAUUAUAUUAUAAACUGAAGUUGAUCUUUAUGUGGUUCGCAAUAUGAUUAUAUUAUAGAAAUAUAUAAUUAUGUUAAUUCAAUUGUGUACAGGUGUACAGGUUCACAUAUUUUAUAA